UGGAAGUUUUAAAAUCUAAACCAAAAAUGGAUCUUGUUUAACAUGUUUUCUACACUGGUGUCUAAGAUGUUAACUAACACAGUUUUGGCACAAUUUUGGAACCAACUGCACUAUAUUUUUGCUUGCAAUUAUCUUAACAGUAAAUGUUGGCAAAAAUGUAAGAUGCAUUAGAAGCUUUAUCAUUAUGCCAUGGGGGCAAAUAAAGUUUUUAAUUGGUAUUUAAAUUAGGAUUUUUAUUUUUUUAUUUAUUUUUUAAAGUUUGGCUUGGUUAUUUGUGAUUAUGGAGAUCAAUUUGAUUUCUUUUUUUAUGAAGACAAUGAGAAGUAGAGAAGGAAGAAUAAGGGUUUGUCUUUUUAUCACUACCGUUAAUGGAGUUAGUGUUGCAAUUUAGUCUAAAAUCACAUGGAGGGACAUGUGACUAUUUUUAGAAGAAAAGGGAGUAAAAGUACUCUGGGCCGCUGCCACAAGUGAUAAAAUGGAUUUUGCCCUAUAUAUAUAUAUAUAUAAUGAGACAAAGAAUGACCUCACGAAUGAAUAAUUAAUCAUCUACACGUCUUUUAUUUAUCUAGGUGAAGGAAAGGAGGCCCAGGCUCCCAGUUUCAGCAACUGUACAAGGACAUAUUGGACACUACCCAUGGACCAUUAUCUUAUUGACUUAUUACUGGACCAGGUGCUAAGAGGGAAUAAAAUUGGGCAUGCAUUCAUAACUCAGGCUUGGAAUGUAAUGGUGAAGUCAUUCAAUUCAAAAUUUGGAUCUUACUAUGACAAAGAGGUCUUGAAAAGUCGCUAUAAACAUUUGAGGGAGCAAUAUAAUGACUUAAAGAUUCUUCUUGAUCACAAUGGGUUUUCUUGGGAUGAAACCCAAGAAAUGGUUACUGCUGAAGAGUAUGUUUGGGACUCUUAUACCAAGUGCAGGCAUAUCCUGAUGCUCAAUUGUAUAAAUUUAAAACUGCCCCAAGCUUCCACAAAUUAUGUGUCAUAUAUGGCGAGGAAGGUUCGAAUGGAAAACCUAGCAAUAUGGCUCACAGUGAAGACCUCGAUGAUAGUGAUUGUUCAAGGACAGGUUGGACACCUUCAAUGGACCGCUGUCUCAUUGACCUUCUGUUAAAGCAAGUGCAUAAAGGGCAAAUCAUUAAUCACAUAUUCGACGAACAAGUAUGGAUAGAUAUUGUGGCAGCAUUCAAUGAUAGAUUUGGAUCACAGCAUGACAAAUAUGUUUUGAAGGGUCAGUAUAAAAGUUUGAAGAAGUUAUAUCAGAUGUGAAGAAUCUGCUUGAACUGGGUGAAUUUUCUUGGGAUGAAUCAAGGCAAAUGGUCACAGGACCUGAUGAUGUUUGGGAUGCUUAUACCAAGGAGAACCCAGAUGGAACAUCAUUCAGAACAAAAACAAUGCCAAAUUAUAAUGAUUUAUGCUUGGUUUACGGAAAUUUGACUUCUGAAGGAAGAUGGAACCAAUUAGAUCCGUAUGUGGGCUUCAAUGGUGAUGGAAGGGAUUUUCAAGCAUCCCAAAAUGGCAGUUGUUUGAGGUCUGGUUGGACAGCACCUAUGGACCGAUAUUUUAUCGAUUUAAUGCUAGAGCAGAUCCGUAAAGGGAAUAUGAUUGAUCAAAAUUUCAACAAACAAGCUUGGGGUGAUAUGGUGGCGAAGUUUGUCGCAAAAUUUGGGUCUCAGCACCACAAAGAUGUUCUAGAAAGUCGUUUUGAGAAAAUGAGGAAUCUAUUCCAUGAUAUGAGAACUCUUAUUGAUCAGAGUGGGUUUGCAUGGGAUGAAAUGCAACAGAUGGUGACGGCUAGUGAUGAUAUCUGGGAUGCUUUUAUCAAGGAGCGUCCUGAUGCACAAUCAUUCCGAAGUAGAACUCUCCCAAACUAUAAUGAUUUGUUUCUGAUAUAUGGAAAUACAAGCACUAAUGGAAGGAGUGACCAUGCAAGUCAUUGUACCAAUCUUGAUGAUGGUGCCCUAAAAGUAAACAUUUAUCAGGAAGAUGACCAAUCCUCUUCUGGUAGUGAUACUUCGAGCAUUGCUUGGACAAAGCCAGUGGACAGAUAUUUCAUUGACCUCAUGUUAGGACAGGUGUUUGAAGGGAAUAGAGUUGAAAAUACCUUCAAUAAGCAAGCUUGGGUCUGCAUGAUCACAUCAUUCAAUGAGAAAUUUGGACUUCAGUUUGACAAAUGUGUACUGGAAAAUCGGUACCUAAGCUUGAUGAAACAGUAUGAUGACAUCAGCACUCUUCUCAACAAGAAUGGUUUUGCAUGGGACGAAAUAGAACAAAAAGUCACAGCUGACGAUGAUUAUUGGGAAGCUUAUAUUGAGGAACAUCCCGAUGCUGUAGCAUACAAAGAUAUAAUAUUGGAGAAUUACUGUGAUCUGAGCAUUAUUUUUGGAGAUGAGAUCCAUGAUGGAACGUCAAGUUAUCUGUGCCCAGAAAUGAAUAUUGAUGAUAAUGCCCUGGAAAUGGGGAUGGAUGGCAUAUUUGGAGCUCUGAAGUCCCCAGCUAUUGAUAAUGAAGUGUCUAAUGGGAGAAAAAGACGCCAAUCCACCACACCGUUAAGUUCAACACGUGGGAGAAAAAUCAAGAAAACCAGGGAGGAGUUGCAAGAAGCAGGUAGAAGUAAUACAGUGGACAGGAACUAUAGCUCAAUAGAAAGCAUUGUUGAUGCACUUCAAGCUGUACCUGACAUGGAUGAUGAACUCUUCUUGGAUGCUUGUGAUCUUUUGGAAGAUGAGAAUAAAGCGAAGGCGUUUGUGAAGAUGGACAUCCUGCAUCGAAAGAAGUGGUUGUCACGAAAUCUCCGUGCAUAAUUUGGGUUACUGUUUUUGGUUAUCUGAAGUGUAGAUAUGAUCAUAAUGUGUAUAUGAAGUAUUAAGACACAAUGUACAAGAGGAAACAGUUUUCAAUCAGCUUCCCAUUCCUUUCUAUCCUCUUCAAUAUCCACAGUUUCACUUGAUGUUCAAAUUGGUAGAAGAAGAAUGAGUUCACCUUCUUGUUGAUUCCUACUUUUUCUUUGCGUGUGUAUACUUUGUGCAAGUGCACGUUGUUUUCAAUCGGCAAUGGGCUACACAACAA
Camellia sinensis is the source of this 3063-nucleotide messenger RNA. The record is from RefSeq and is a predicted model, not a curated record. Lineage: Eukaryota; Viridiplantae; Streptophyta; Magnoliopsida; Ericales; Theaceae.